Molecule: messenger RNA, 723 nt
Organism: Linepithema humile (Argentine ant)
Lineage: Eukaryota; Metazoa; Arthropoda; Insecta; Hymenoptera; Formicidae
Product: UPF0235 protein C15orf40 homolog
Cellular component (GO): cytoplasm
Source: RefSeq, a predicted model, not a curated record
AUUUAUUCGUAAUUUUUAUAAUACGUAUUAUAUCAUAUUCCCGUGUAUUUUAAAUUAGCGGGCAAAUUAUUGUGUUUGAGUUGGCAAUAGUCGCACAUGCGUGGAUUUACUCUAUGGAAGCUGUUAAGAUUCAGGUUAAGACUACGAAAUAACUCACGGCUCGGAAGUAUAAAGCAAAAAUAUAUAUAUAUAUAUAUAUGGUGCAUUCUGUUUUAGUAAGUAAACGAUAUACGAUAAACAACACGUGUGCAUCGGAAGCACAUGGUUACGCGGUUGAAAAAUAGCUACAGACAUUUAAUUGUCACGCGUGAAAUGUCGAAACAACGAUCGGGGAAGAACGAGAAGACGCGGAAGGCAGCUGCUAUCGAUAAUCAAUCUACAGGACCUCUGACCUUAAAUAAAGAUGGAAAUGUAGCGAUCAAAAUUCAAGCUAAACCUGGAGCGAAAUGUAACAACGUAACCGAUAUUUCCGAUGAAGCAGUGGGCAUUGCGAUUUCCGCUCCGCCAACGGAAGGCGAAGCAAAUGCGGAACUCGUCAAGUAUCUAGCUUCGAUUUUCGGACUCAGAAAAUCCGACGUAUCUUUGGAUCGGGGAUCUCGCAGUCGGCAAAAGGUAGUCGUAGUAUCGGGAAUUACGACAGAUCAAGUUUUGGAAAAAUUGCGAAAAGAAAUGGAGAAUUAAAAAAUUCUUUUUUACUGUGUAAAAAGUGUGUGACUUUUUUAU